Molecule: messenger RNA, 2884 nt
Organism: Aspergillus neoniger CBS 115656
Lineage: Eukaryota; Fungi; Ascomycota; Eurotiomycetes; Eurotiales; Aspergillaceae
Product: ATPase
Exons: 8
Coding region: 1-2715 (904 amino acids)
Molecular function (GO): ATP binding; ATP hydrolysis activity
Source: RefSeq, a predicted model, not a curated record
AUGAGCCACGGCGCCGCAGGAGACGUGACUGCCAUCAGCUUAGGCACUACUUUGGUUUCAACUCCUCCUACCAACAUAAGCAUAAGUGUGAGUACAGAAUCAGACUCUGCCUCAUCGAAUGUCAAGACACAUACAAGUACAGGUGCAGACCACUCUCCGAGUUCCGAUUUGGAGGAGGAUGCUGCUUCGGAAAAAGUGACGGAAACUGGUGAACAGGGAGGUGUUUCCAGUGACGAAGCCAAGGACCAGUAUGAGGAUAAUCAGGUGUCAUGGGCAACCUUAUACUGUCCGGAGAAUGGGCGAUCCCAUGCGACCCUGCUAGAUUUUGGAUUUGGCGAAUGCCCCAAGUGCGGCCAGAAUUUGACGGUCAUGUGGACGCAGCCCAGAUGGGCUCAGCAGGAGUUCAAUAACGCACAAGAACACAGCAACGAACAGGAUGACAACCAACCAGGACCGCAUUUGCCUAUGAACAGCGAAGCAGAACAAUCGGCUCCAGCGCCCGAGGUCCACGAGGACUCCACAAUUGAUCCUUCUUCCAUUGUGACCUAUUGCCUGGAAUAUCUAGACGCCGGGAGCAACAUUAUCACCACAGUGCCAUGGUCAGGUCCUUUCCACAGCUCAGUCAUUCAAAAAAGCGUCGAGGUCAAGCAGCGCGUUAUCUUCAACGUCACUACGGUUUUGGAAACGUCUGUGCCCCCGGACCCGCACAGAUACUCAAAUGAAGUCGAAGGGCUUCUACACCAUGGCAUCAUAACGAACCCGACCAUCGAGGUUGGGGUCCGUUCGACUCGUAUGACCAUCUUCUCCAAGACUCUUCUCAAUGCUCUGGCCCGUGCGGUAACUUACUACCCGGCUGAAAGACUGGGUGGGGAGUAUCUCCAACUCAAUGAGCCAUUUUGCUUAGUCGGUCAUCAUCUUACGGAGCUUGAGGCUUACCGAGCGACAUAUCGAGAAGAUGAUGUUGGCUCCCCACAGCCUGAUGCCGCAGACCAUGAUCCUGCCAUUCCUUUGUGCGAGAAGGAGACAUUUGAUCAACUAGGCCUGCUGCUUGAUUAUGUAAAAGACUCAUUCUAUAAAAAUCGUCUCCCUGAUGAACUAGCCCGACACACUCAGAACCUUUGCACAUUCGGAAUGCUGUGGUUACUCUUCAAGCCCGGAGAAACUGUGUAUAUGGAGUUUGGGGGUCAACUGUCAGCCUAUGUGGUCCAAUAUAUGCAAGUUGAUAAGACGUUGCUUUCAUCCACCGGUCGUAAGUUUACUCAUCCGUAUAUUGUCCAGCUGUGGAACCUUGACUUUAAUGGUACAUAUGUCGGGAGGCGUUCCAAAACCGUGACUAUCGCACAUUUCGAUGGCGAGCGACAAGUCACCUCGCUCAAAAUAUUUCCGUGCCACUUCAUCGAUAGACAGGACAAUGGAAAGACUCGGAGGCACUUGGAGGGAAAGCAGGUGUUCUACUUGGGCGAGUUCCUGGGUCCAUCUAAGCGACAGUACCAAGGUCGUAUCUAUGUCGACUCGGCUUCUUAUUUUUCACAGCACGAAUAUACAGCCCCAGAUAUUUGUGAAGUCGAGGACAUGGGCGACGGGCUAGCCAAAUGCCUCUGCGAGGAGUGUCGUGGCUGGAAAUCUCACCCGUUGCCUGGCUUCCGGUGGGCUGCUUAUGACCUUUUGGACCCGAGAGUGGAUACCGAUCUUGAGCUUCCUGAGUCCUCCGAAGGUGCUCGUCAUCGCUACUUACUCUGCAGCCGGGUACUCUAUGGACUUGUGUUGAAGUCCAGGACAUGGGGUGGGUGCUACCAUGUCGAAUCUACCUUUCUCAACGACUCGCUAGCGGUUGCAGAGGAAUUGAACGUCGCGUAUUGUAGGGAGCCGAAAGUAAACAAAAGGGCUAUUGAUAGCUUGGUUAUGCCGGAAGGGAGGAAAGAGAUGAUCCGCGCGCUUGUGCAGAAAUACACAGAUUCUAGAAGCGACGAACACAAUAGAUCCUGGGGAGCCGAUUUCAUCGAGAACAAAGGCGAAGGGCAGAUAUUCCUCCUUCAUGGCAGUCCGGGAGUGGAGAAAACCUUUAUUGCUGAAUGUAUAGCUGUAUACACCGGACGGGCACUACUAUCGCUGACCGUUGGAGACAUCGGUACUGACGAAGUCGUAAUGGAGAAAAAAUUGUCCAAAUGGUUCAGACUAGCCGAACAAUGGGGCGCGGUUAUGCUCAUCGAUGAAGCGGAUGUUUAUCUCGAAAGGCGACAGAUCACAGAUCUUAAGCGCAAUAGUCUGGUAUCCGUAUUUCUGCGAUGCAUCGAAUACUAUCGAGGAAUCCUCUUCCUGACGACUAACCGAGUCGGCCACUUCGAUGAUGCCUUCAUCUCUCGAAUCCACGUCGAACAAUUCUUCGACAAGUUGACCGACGAGCGCCAUGACUUUGUUGUGACUCGACGUGCAAAGUCCUACGUCUUGGAGGAUGAAGUGAUUAGCAAAAUGCAAUGGAAUGGACGGGAAAUUCGUAAUGCGUUUCAAACAGCCGUUGCCCUUGCCGAGUACCGUUUUUCUCAAAAACAAGACAAGUCCAAAGACGACGGCCCGACAUUGGAUCAGCGAGACUUCGAGCAAGUUUGCAAUAUGACGAGGGACUUCAAGCAGUACUUGACCACUGUGCAUGGUAUUGAUGAGGAGGAUCGCGCCUUUCGUGCUAAGGCUAGAGCCGGUAAUAUCCGCAGGACAUGAGGUCACGUACAAACAUGCCACAUAGACACCAUAUGAUGUCAGCCAUACCAUCUAGGUCAUUCAAUCAUGACCUCCCUUCCGAUGACUCACACCUUAACAUCUCGUUCACCAAUACUUAGGUCAUCAUUCUGCAACUUAUCAGCUUACAAUAGGGUACCCAAUCAGCUCC